Messenger RNA from Morus notabilis, 2147 nucleotides. Its product is annotated as putative beta-glucosidase 6. The coding region runs from base 39 to 1544 and encodes 501 amino acids. Gene Ontology annotation, biological process: carbohydrate metabolic process. The record is from RefSeq and is a predicted model, not a curated record. The transcript is spliced from 13 exons. Lineage: Eukaryota; Viridiplantae; Streptophyta; Magnoliopsida; Rosales; Moraceae. Gene Ontology annotation, molecular function: beta-glucosidase activity.
CCGAAACAAACUUUUGACAGAGUUGAAUAAAAGUGAAGAUGUGGGGAAUCUCUUUCUCAUUGUUUGCUCUUAUGAGCUUUGGUUUAGUGGGAGCGAUUGUUUGCAAAAAUGUUAUAAGAGCUGAUUUUCCAGCCGGGUUUGUGUUUGGAGCUGGCUCCUCAGCUUAUCAGACGGAGGGUGCUGCAAACCAAGAUGGAAGGACUCCAAGCAUAUGGGACACCUUUGCUCAUGCUAAGUACAUUGAACCCGGUGGAGACAUAGCAUGUGAUGGAUAUCACAGAUACAAGGAAGACAUCCAACUCAUGGUCGAGACAGGUUUAGAUGCAUACAGAUUCUCUAUAUCAUGGUCAAGACUUAUCCCAAAUGGAAGAGGACCUAUAAAUCCAAAGGGCUUGCAAUAUUACAACAACUUUAUUAAUGAAUUAGUCAGCCAUGGAAUCCAACCACAUGUUACAUUACACCAUUUUGACCUCCCACAAGUACUUGAAGAUCAAUAUGGAGGAUGGGUUAGUCGAAAGAUUGUAAAAGACUUCAUGAAAUAUGCAGAUGUGUGCUUUAGAGAGUUUGGUGAUAGAGUUAAACAUUGGACUACAAUAAAUGAGGCCAAUGUAUUUGCAAUGGGUGGUUAUGGCGCGGGACUCCUACCACCUCAACGAUGUUCGCAUCCAUUUGGUGACUGCUCCAAAGGCAACUCCACAACUGAGCCAUACAUUGCAGCUCAUCAUAUGUUGUUGGCACACGCAUCAGUUUAUAGAUUAUAUGAGAAAAACUACAAGGACAAGCAACGUGGAUUUAUAGGAUUGAAUCUCCUGUCCUUUUCGUUUGUGCCUCUAACGGACAGCAGUGAUGAUGAAAUUGCUACUGAAAGAGCAAAUGUCUUGUUUAUCGGUUGGUUUUUGAAUCCCUUGGUAUUCGGUGAUUACCCGGUUUUAAUGAAGAAGAAUGCAGGCUCAAGGCUUCCGGCCUUCACUGUCCAAGAGUCCGAAAGCAUUAGGAGUUCAUUUGACUUUCUUGGACUGAAUUAUUACUUUGAAAUGAACGUCACUACGAUGCCCUACGUCCUUCAGUUGGAAAAGAGAGAUGUUGUUGCAGACAUGGGAAUACAACUAGAAAAUGUACUAAAUUUCACGUCAAGAUCUGAGUAUCCAAUUGCACCUUGGGGCCUGACUGGAGUUCUGGAGUAUAUAAAGCAACAUUAUAACAAUCCUCUUAUUUAUAUCCAUGAAAAUGGUCAAAGAACUCAGCGUAAUUCAACAUUAGAAGACUGGCCGAGGAUUGAAUACUUGCAGGCAUAUAUUGGGGGUGUCAUUGAUACUAUAAGGAACGGAUCAAACUUGAAAGGGUAUUUCGCAUGGUCCUUUAUGGAUUCUUUUGAGUUGUUUGACGGCUAUGAAGCCCGCUUCGGCUUCUACUACAUAAAUUUUGAUGAUCCGGAAUUGAAAAGACGACGUAAGCUUUCUGCUCAUUGGUAUUCCCAUUUCUUGAAGAGAGAAAACAUCACUUUAGACGGCAUUGUUCUAUCUCCAUCCCGUGAUUACAUAUAAAUUGUUGUAAACCAGUUCUCCGUGGAUACCAUCCUAUAUACAUGCUUUUAUUACAAAUAAUCGCCAGAUCACUUAUAUCUCAUUACGUCUAAUGGUUCUCCUUGCUUGGCCGGAUAUGGAGGCAUUUCUAGAACCUGUAGGGGUUUUGCAGAGGUUGUUUAGCAAAGCCUUUUUGGUAUUCUUCAUGCAUAUGAAGCUGAGUUGAUGGGUGUCAUUCGUGCUACUGAGAUCACUGAAAGAUAUGGUUGGGAUUUUAUUAGUUUGAGCUGUUAAUUAUCACAUUCAUAGAAGGAAAUCAUGUUGCGGAUAUAUAUUGGCCUCACAUGCUGCUCAUUUGGACGAUCAAGAAUGGUGGUUUAAUGCAACCAAACUUUUGUUUGUCAGCCAUUGUUAAGGACUCAAUAGGGUUUUCUUGUUACAGAUUUUGUACAUAGCCGACCCUAUGGUAAAUAUGUACUCCUUUUCCCUUCUAGUAUUUUGCACUGGGUUUUGACUUGAGUGUUUUUAACGAGGCAUAUUUGUAGAUUGUUUUCAAGGGUACAAGUUGGGCUUAAUCCUCCGAGACUGUCUACCAGUUACUUUUAUAGAUGCUUUUAUUUAGAA